Glycine soja is the source of this 910-nucleotide messenger RNA. RefSeq names its product dirigent protein 22-like. Lineage: Eukaryota; Viridiplantae; Streptophyta; Magnoliopsida; Fabales; Fabaceae. The transcript has a single exon. The coding region runs from base 82 to 666 and encodes 194 amino acids. The record is from RefSeq and is a predicted model, not a curated record.
CACCCUCUCCCCUUAUUCCCACUCCCAAACCCCUCUCUUCAUUCCAAUUCAUUUUGGCACCACAUUAACUCUAAACACACCAUGCCAACCCUCAAUGAUGUCCUCACAUUCUCAUUCUUCCUUCUCCUCUCUUGCUAUUGCCACCUCCUCAAUGGCCAAGAGGACUCCUCAUUUGGCCAUGCCAUCGACAGAAAAUUGCUAGGCCUAAAGAGAAAAGAAAAACUCAGCCACUUCAAGUUCUAUUGGCAUGACAUAGUGAGUGGUCGCAACCCCUCGUCGGUGGCGGUUGUUACGCCACCGACGAGGAUGAACACGACCACAGCAUUUGGCUUGGUCAACAUGAUCGACAACCCGUUGACCUUGGGCCCAGAAUUAAGUUCCAAGCUUGUGGGAAAAUCUCAAGGUUUUUACGCUUCUGCCUCGCAGAGUGAGAUUGGUCUUCUUAUGGCUAUGAAUUUUGCUUUCAUUGAAGGGAAGUACAAUGGCAGUACCAUCACCAUAUUGGGGAGGAAUUGUGUCUUCCACAAGGUGAGGGAGAUGCCUGUGAUUGGAGGGAGUGGACUCUUCAGGUUUGCUAGAGGGUAUGCUGAGGCUAGGACUCAUUGGUUUGAUCUCAAGGCUGGGGAUGCUAUUGUUGAGUACAAUGUUUAUGUUAUGCAUUAUUAAUUGAUGAUUUAAUAAUUAUGUUAUAAAAGAGAUUAUUAUAUAUACUUUUAGCUUUUGCUUUAGCAAUUGGCAAUUGACACUUUUUGUUGCUUUUGAUGCUUAGCUUUGCCUUAUCUAGAGAGGUGGGGCUUGUUCUUGUAAACCCAUCUUAAUUUGUUCCCAAUUUAAUUAUGUAUUUGUGGUCUUUGUGAUAAUUGGAAUAAUAAUUUAUCAUGCUCCCUGCCCUGCCUGCAGUUCGGAAUUA